This is a messenger RNA of Dacryopinax primogenitus, 3369 nucleotides long. RefSeq lists its product as uncharacterized. Gene Ontology annotation, molecular function: phosphatidylinositol binding. NCBI's taxonomy places the organism in Eukaryota, Fungi, Basidiomycota, Dacrymycetes, Dacrymycetales, Dacrymycetaceae. The coding region runs from base 1 to 3309 and encodes 1102 amino acids. The transcript is spliced from 8 exons. The record is from RefSeq and is a predicted model, not a curated record.
AUGGACGCGAUGGACAUGCUCGAUUUGCUUAGGACGGAGACGCCCGUGACGGCGGUUCCUGCUCCGCCGACGACGACAACAACUCCGACAACAACUGUCACACCUACAAUCACAACCGACACAGCAGCAACAACAACAUUGCGGACACAAGAAUCAGAUGGACGGCCAGUGCCCGAAAGAAAACUCACAAAGCCAGACCGAGCCCUCCCGUCCACUCCCACAGAAACGGACAACAAACUAGCUCAAUCAAUGGCAAACUCUCUCAUCCUCCAGCCCAGCGCCGAGUCGUCCAGCACGUCGAUCUACUCUGACACGCCUAGCGAGCCAGCGCCUGUGCCCCCGGAGCUGGUUGAACUCCCCCCUUCUCAGCCCCCUUCCGCCCGCACCGACGACACCCACCUAACUCCCCUACGCGCGCACUACCUCAAGAAGACGCUCGUUGAGCUCGAGCUCUCGCAGGAGCUCCAGCUGCUCACGACCCCUCCACAUAAUCCGGAAGUCAGCACGCUCUCCUUCCUCGGCUCGCCUUUCGCGCCUGCACCCAAGGGUGCGCAAGUGGAGGACCUCCCGCUGCUGCGGUACAUGUUCCGCCAGUUUGUGCUCACCUUUCCGUUCCUGAGCGCAGCGCCCAAAGACUUCUUUUCCGGCAAGUUGCAGCCAUUCGUUGCCAGUCUUCUGUCGCGCAAUUUGGGAGCCGCGAACCCGCUCCUGGAUACGGAGGACGAUCAGACCGAAGCCCAGUCCCGCCGACGCAUGUUCCAGAAGAUGGAAAAGCAUAUCGGGCUUGUCCUCGGCGCAGCGACAAAGCUUAGCGAACCGGAAGACGUCGUCAGGCUCACGCAGAAAGACCUGGAGAGGCUUGAAGAGCUCGCGAGGAGACGCAAGAGGAGGGUGAGGGAGGAAGACGUGUUUGACGUGAAUAUCGUUAGUGUGCGGAGUGUGAUUGCCAAAGGACGCGUGAGGAGUCGGGCACACGAGGAAUUCGUCGUCCGCACGAGGCGCUCUGAUUUCCCCGACAUAUUCGUCUCCAGGCGAUACGGCGACUUCCGUACUCUGGCAGAAGAGCUGCGCAAGCAGCACCCGAUGGAGAACGUCCGCCCCCCGCCGGGGAAGGAUAAAGCCGCAGCGACGUUUACCCAGGCGGCGAGCUCGAGUAUCCGGAGUAUGUACGGCGGGAACGGGAGCGGGAGCGGGAGCGGGAGUGGGAGUGUGAGUCAGGCAAACUCGAAUUCGGACGAGUCCCUCCCUAAGAGCUUCCCGGGGAGCUUCACACCCACCCCCCAGUCGAGCGGGUACAGCAGCCCUUCAGGCUCGGUAUCGGGGUCGGCGUAUGCUCAGCAGGCGACCUCCCUCUCCCGAGAGAAGAACCGGCUGACAUUGCGUGCUUAUCUACACUCACUACUUGCCAACUCGGCGCUUGCCAGCAGCCCCGUACUCAGGAGCUUCCUCACCGCCAACCCGAUCAAGCUCUCCCCGGAGGAAGAAGUAGACAUGCACCGCCGUGAAGAGGCGGACCGGGUGAGAGAAGAGGGCAGGAAGAGGUUUGCCAAGGAGGUUGCGGUGCGUGUGGAGGGCUUGAGGGGAGCGGUGAGGGAGGUUAAGGGAAACUUGAUGGCAAAAGAUGGCCUCACCCAAAUAUUCUCGACUGUCAAGAUUACUUCGGACAUAAAAAACCUGCCCGCAGACUAUCAAGCCGUCAUCGCGUGGGGCCGGAUCUCCCUCGCAGCCGCGAUCUUCCAGACGUUCGUAGCGUCUGACACUGGGUCGGAGACGCUUGCGAACCUGAAACGCAUCCAUGGGAUGAUGCCGUAUUUUAUGCUCAAGGGCAUCUUACGCAUUAGCAACCCUAUUGCUAUGAUCCGAGGCGUGCUGGACCUCUUCCUUGCGGCGCCAUUUGGCGGGCCCUCCCUCCUCCAGCGGAUGUUCUCGACCUCCCUCUCGGAGGAAGUCAAGGGCUUGCAAGAGGAUAUCCAGGGAGUGAAGGACAAGAUCCAGGAUGACGUCUUAUGCGAGAAAGUCAAGAUAUUUGUUGAUGCGCCUGCGGAGAUCCAGCAGGUUUAUAAGGCCGAUGCUGAGGAAGAAAACAUCGCCCUCCUUGCUGUGAUCUUCCGGUCUCCUGAAGGUCCCCCGUUGGACCGUGAUCAAUUCCAACGAGUUGUGCGCGCUUCCCGUGCCCACGCAACUUACCUUCACCAACGGGCGUCGCUCGACGACUCGGACGACGACACCGGUCCUUCGGAGGACGAAGCGUGGCUAUUUGAAGAUCUUGGUAUCCUGCUCAAGCUCUCUGCGCGACUCAAGGACCGUGAGCAGAUGCUUGCGCUGAUCUUUGAAGGGUCGACCGCGGAGCUGUUGAAGGAUAUUAUCACUAUUUUCUAUAGCCCGCUGGCGCAGGUUUACAAGGCUGCGAGUAUCGCCGAUUCCCUGGGCGAUUUGCAGACUUUUAUCACUGAUCUUAUCAGAACUGUCGAGGCUGUUGAAGAACUGAGGCAGGAAGACCCGCACCGGACGGUACAGACCUUUAUCGACCUCGUCCAGCGCCACGAGCAGUCCUUCUACACGUUUGUCCAUCGGGUGCACUCUAAAGGCGCAGGACUGUUCGAUGGCCUCAUCCGAUGGAUCGAGCUCUUCCUGGAUCUCAUGCGGGAGGGUCUGGGCUCGCCUGUCAGCCUUGAGUUUAUCCUCCCUGCGGCGGACACGGAGCGCGCGGAGAUAUUCCGCGAAGUGGACAAAGUCGCGCAUUAUCAUUACCGGCUCAAGGUCGCUUACGAGGAGAAGCUCCGGCGGAGGUUCAAUAACGGCCGGAACGAUACGGCGACGCAGAAAGAGGAGGAGAUCGCCCGUGACCUCGUAGAUGGUGUCGUACGGGAUCUGAGCUUUGGCGAGCUGGUGAGGGGGGACGCGACUGGGAUCGCUGCGGAGGAGAGCGAUGAUGAAAAGAGCGACGAGUAUGAUUCAGACGAAUCGGACGAGACGACUGAGGAGUCCGAGUCUGAGGUCAGCACCCAGACCCCAUCGGUCGAGGAACGGAAGCCUAUGCACAGGCCAACGCGGAGCGCAACCAUCACCUCGCACUCUUCCCAGCGGACAGCUUCGACCCUUACAAGGCGCGCGACUGUCGGCUCUACACUAAAGAAACCGGCACUGGAAGCACCCCGUUCGUCUUCUGGUAUGGGUCAGCUGCCGAAGCCCAAGCUCCCCAAGCAGGCGGGAAGUGACCUACAGCCACCGGAUCUCAAGCAUAUACCUAUAUUGGUACCAAUCUUUGUAGAGAUUAUACGACCGUCGCUGAUACCUAGAUCUUUAUGAUGUUCUUCCGCAAGUAAUGACCGGCUAUAUGACUCAAGCUGUACACGUAGAUUCCGUAAC